Messenger RNA from Erigeron canadensis, 718 nucleotides. RefSeq names its product glutaredoxin-C3. Gene Ontology annotation, cellular component: cytoplasm. Gene Ontology annotation, molecular function: glutathione disulfide oxidoreductase activity. NCBI's taxonomy places the organism in Eukaryota, Viridiplantae, Streptophyta, Magnoliopsida, Asterales, Asteraceae. Gene Ontology annotation, biological process: cellular response to oxidative stress. The record is from RefSeq and is a predicted model, not a curated record. Bases 105 to 524 code for a protein of 139 amino acids. The transcript has 4 exons.
UUUGUCCAAGGUUAAAGCCCAUUAUAACUAACUGCUCGUAAAGUCUUCAACUCAUUUUACCUUUUCUUCCAGUCUCAGACGCAUACACAGAAAACCCGGCGGAGAUGAAUACAACGACGGUUUACCGGUCCAGAAACCGGUUAAAAUUUACGGCAGUUGUUUUUACAGUCACGCUGCUGUUCAUGAUGAUAAUCCACGCGCCGAGUAAAGUAACAGCUUCGAAAUCCACGUCAGCUUUUGUUGAAACCGUCAUCUACUCCAAUAAGAUCGCCAUGUUCUCCAAAUCAUACUGCCCGUAUUGUAGGCAUGCGAAACGCAUAUUUAAUGAACUAAACGAACAGCCUUAUGUUGUUGAACUUGACCAUCGGGACGAUGGGUACAAAAUUCAAGAAGUGCUUUUAGAUCUUGUUGGCCGUCGUACCGUUCCUCAAAUAUUUGUGAACGGGAAACAUAUUGGUGGUGCCGAUGAUCUUGAAGCAGCCGUCCAGAAUGGUGUGUUGCAAGAUCUCCUUAGCACAAGUUGAAUAUGAAGGGAAACAGUCGAUAUUAUCUGUUUGAUGUAGUGUAGCUUUUCUGCCUGUUGGCCCUGUAAAUCAUUCACUGGUGAAAACAUAAAUUCAGAGAAAGAUGAUAUAUAAGGAUUCUGUAUUCUGUCUGUACAUAUUUUUCAUUUGUUUUACUGAAUGGAUCUACAUUUCAAGAUUGUAGGAGAUAAAAA